Molecule: messenger RNA, 2400 nt
Organism: Triticum aestivum (bread wheat)
Lineage: Eukaryota; Viridiplantae; Streptophyta; Magnoliopsida; Poales; Poaceae
Exons: 2
Coding region: 41-2236 (731 amino acids)
Source: RefSeq, a predicted model, not a curated record
CGCCGGAACAUCGGAAAACAAAUGGCGCAUUGUCCUAUCAAUGGUUCAUACUCUGGUCUUUGUCAUUUUGUUGUGCCCUCUGGUGGCUGUCUACAUGGGUGGGUUGGUAGUUUCGGCCGUGCUUUCGGUGUGGCGUCUGAUACAACAAGAUUACCAUGCUGAUGGAGUCAGAAACCUGAAGAAGGCGCUGGUUGUCUUGUAUUCCCUUGUCCUGCUCCAGGUUGUGAUUUUCUGCUACAAGAUCAUCAAUGGUUGGGCAAAGGGGUCUAUAGUGAAUGCAGUAGUCGACCAAAGAGGCUUUGAUAAGGAUUUUCGUGAUGGGAUAUCGGAUUACAUACGUGAAACAAUGAUGAGAUGUGAAAAGGACCCAUCAUUGGUUAAAGGAAGGAACCUCAUCACAUAUGCUGUGGGCCUGAUGGAGUCUAAGUCGCCUGACGACUACAUUUCCGGGGUAAGGAUCCUGGAUGCAUUCGCCAAAAAACUGGAGGCAGAAGUGAAAGGGGUCAAUGGGGAGGUACACUAUCCGCACAAAUACACAGGGGAGAAUAUACUCAAGAAACAUCUGAUCAUGUCUGCACCCUCUCCCGACAUACUCCAAAAGCUGCUGCAGACGUUGGGCCGCAUAAGCAUAUAUGAUAGAGAGACAAGGGGGCGUGCCGCAAGGGUGGUGGCGAGCAUUGCUCACGACAUCCAUUUGGAGAAAUAUCCAAAGGCAAUUGGCUACAUAUCUUCCCUCCUUGACACAUUCGAAGAAUACUGUAUUUUCCAACCAUAUACGGGAGACUGGCUAUAUGAAACAUAUGAACAAGAUUCAAAGCAAAUAUCCUUGUCGGUGAACCAAGAUGACAUCGUUGAGCAAGGGGACUAUGAUGCUCGCGUUGCAAGAACCUACAAAAUGCUGCUCAAGGCUGAGAGAAGUGACGAUGACCUUCUGCAGGGCUACAAAACGCUGGUGGAGCAAGGUCUCCGUAUCCUUCAGAAGCUCGCAGCCAACAAUGACAACUGCAGAGUCAUGUUCGGUACCCCAUAUCUACUGCCAAAGAUUAUGGUGCCUGUGACCUCCGGCCUACUCCACCACCGCAAUGAGGAUGGCCGCAUGAAGCACAUUGACAAUGCUGCAUGUUACAGCAUAGUAGAAGGUUCAAUGAAGGUGAUUGCCCAGCUCACGGCUGCUACAGGGCACAUAGGCACCAAGCUGCGUGAUGAAAUCUCAUGCAGUAUGGAAUUGAUCACAGCCAUGAGGACGAUUCUCGAGUGUAAAGAAUGCAAUGAAAUGCUGCAGAAAAUAGCUAUUUGGAUUCUCACGCACCUACACCAGGAUGAAAAUUCCAGUCCAGGGCAUGAAGGGACACAAGAAUUCAUUACGAUGUUGGUUGACAUCAUGACCCAAGAUAAAAAUUACAAGGAGGCUACAAGGGUGGUUGCAGCUAAAGCGCUGGUGGCUCUAUCAUCCGGGAGUGCCAGGAUUAUCAUGGGGUCAAAUAACAAUGUUAUUCACAGUCUGACUAGAUUGAUUGUUGAAAAACAAAGAUGCUCACAAAUGGCAACUGAAAUCCUGGAAAAUUUAUGCAUUCAUUGCAAUGAUGAUGUCCAAAGCCUCAAAACGCUGAAGGAAGCUAUGCCCAUUGUGGUUCCAAAGCUGCUUGAAGAAAUACUUUUUUGGCCAACAGAAGAAAGACAUAUAGGAGGAACAGAAGUUAAUCGGCUGAUACCAGAACCCAACGUAGAAAACCAAUGUGAUAAUUCCCCAGACAAUGGCCAGGCAAACAACAACUCGUCUUCCGCACAGCAGCAAGGGUACAGCUCGUUUCGCAUGUUAUCUCGUUGUGUCACAAUAUGGGGUGCGUUGAUAAGUGCAGAUCAGGACUUGACACAUCUGUUUACGGUAGUCCCCCCCGGAGGCGGUGGAAUUAGCUUCGUAAUGAAGCUCAAAGAGAUCGUUGAAAAACAUGAGCACCACAGACCCGUCUGCCUGAGAAUAAGGAAGCUUGUCUGUAAGAUGGUCAUAUCUAUGAUGAAUCCCAAAGGCAGCUAUGUCAAUGAUGGGCUGACGAGCUUGAUGGCUGCACUGUCCAGUGCUUCAGAUGACAUGUUUAUUCUUGAUGGCUACAUGGUUUUAGGACAAAGGCCUGUUAGAAGUCUUGCUUCCCUCGUGGAAGAAGCGCGGGUGCUUGUGGACAGAAACAAGGAGCUUUUCCAGAGCCAAACCCAUGUGGAAAGGCGCAGGUACAUGUGAACAAAGAGCUUUUCCAGGGCCAAGCCCAUGCUUCUACUACUAGUGGAGAGGGUGGUGGCGCGAAGGUUGCCAGCGAUCUUUUGUGCAGUUGCUCUGGUUAAUUAGCAGGCGGCUAGGGAUGGUCUGGCUCUUUACUUAUGUUCCCCUUUCUGUCUAUCCUAAAG